AUGCACGCAUGCUCCGCCCAGUGGAGGCACCUGUAUCUGACACAGCAGCUGAUGUUCAUCAUACUCAGCCCCGAAGAGGACAGAGGGUUACAGGUGAUGCAACGGAAAGCCGCAAGCCAUGUUUUCGGUGUGGGGGACCUCAUGCUCCACAAAGCUGCCGGUUCAGCACUGCAGUAUGCCACUUCUGUAAAAAAAGAGGCCACAUUGCUCGUGUUUGCACAUGCAAAUGCACCCUCUGCGGCUACACAUGUAGUUGAAGUGCAGCCUCAGCAAACUGAUUAUCCAGGUAUGGAAACUGAGGGUAAUUAUCUUAUCAACUGUGUGACUGAGCAUGAAAUACCUCAGAAGAAAGUGCCAUACCAUGCCACCGUCACAAUCAACAGUAGGAAACUGAAAAUGGAAGUGGACUCUGGAGCCGCUUGUUCAUUGAUAAGUGAAGACACAUUUCAUUUCCUCUGGCCUGAAGGAACCCCUCAAUUAAUCAGCGACGACCGUGUUCUGAAACAGUGGUCGAGUGCACCCCUCAGCGUGUUAGGUAAGGUGCUUGUUGACGUGAAAUACCAGAAGACGGAGUGCACCUUGCCCUUGCUGGUGAUUCAAGGUUGCGGGACCAGUUUGCUUGGACGUGACUGGUUUGGCGCCUUGGGCAUAGAGGUUACAGGUGUGUACCAGGUCCGCCAGCAGUCCACAGCGGCUAUAUUGGCAAAGCAUGCUGAAGUUUUUGCUGAGGAGCUUGGGGCUUGUCGGGGUCCUCCUGUCUCAAUUGAAGUGGAUCCUAACACAGCACCCAAGUUUUUCAAAGCUCGUCCGGUGUCUUUUGCAUUGCGGUCAAAGGUAGACAAGGCUUUAGAUCGCUUAGUCGAGCAAGGUGUGUUCAUGCCAGUGAAACACUCCAGGUGGGCCACUCCGAUAGUACCAGUCACAAAAAAGGAUGGUAGCCUUGGGCUGUGUGGCGACUAUCGUUGCACCGUGAACACAGCUGUUAAGCCAGAUGUCUACCCACUACCCACUGUGAGUGAGCUCUUUGCAGCUCUGGCCGGUGGUACGGUUUUCACGAAACUGGAUCUGAAACAAGCGUACCAACAGCUCCUGUUGGACGAUGACGCAGCGGAAUUACUGACCAUCAACACACAUCGUGGUCUGCUCCGUGCCUUGCGCUUACAGUUUGGAGUGUGUACAGCUGUUUCCAUCUUUCAACGAUUUAUGGACACGCUACUAGCCGGUAUUCCAGGAGUGAAGCCUUACCUUGACACACUCAUUGCAGGCCGGACACAAGACGAGCAUGAUGCACGCCUUGAUGAGGUGCUAUGCCGUUUUGCCAAGAGCGGGUUGCGGCUCCAAAAAGAAAAAUGCAGCUUUGCAGUCCCUGAAGUGGAAUACCUCGGAUUUCGGGUGACAAAAGAUGGAAUAAGUCCAACGGGUGAGAAGGUGGCGGCCAUACGGAACGCUCCAACGCCAAGCAACAAGACCGAGCUCCAGGCCUUCCUGGGUUUGCUGAAUUUUUACAACUGUUUCCUCCCCAAUAAGGCCACUGUCCUUGAGCCGCUGCACCGCUUACUGGACAAGUCGGCAGCAUGGAGAUGGACCGAAGAGCAUACAACAGCCUAUGUGCAAGCUAAGCUGCUGCUGCAGGCUGAUGACAUCCUUGCACAUUAUGAUGAAAAGAAGCCACUUGUGCUGGUGUGCGAUGCCUCGCCCUAUGGGCUUGGGGCACUGAUGAGUCAUGUUGAGCCAGAUGGCCGGGAAGCACCUGUGUGUUUCGCCUCACGCACCCUGACCUCAACAGAACGAAAUUAUGCCCAAAUUGACAAGGAGGCACUAGCUGUUGUCUUUGCUGUCAAAAAAUUCCACCAAUACUUGUCUGGCCGGUCAUUUGUGGUCCACAUAGAUCAUAAGCCUUUGCUCGGAUUGCUGCAUCACUCCAAGCCGAUGCCCCAGGUCCUCUCCCCUCGCAUGCUGCGGUGGAGCCUGAUUGUGGGCGCCUACCAGUAUGAGCUGUGUUACCGGCCUGGCAGGCAGAUGGCCAAUGCAGACGCCCUCAGCCGCUUGCCGUUGCCUUCGGCAACUACAGAAAUUCCACAGCCGCUUGAGGUCUUACUGCUAGAGGCUGUCCCAGACGGUCCGGUGCAUGCUGAGAAGAUAGCAGCCCUCACGGUGAAAGACCCUGUCCUCUCCCGUGUGUUGAGGUGGAUCUUGCAGGGCUGGCCAGAUGGAAACAGUGACAAGCGUUUCAGUCCUUUUUUCUCGCGCCGCCAUGAAAUGUCUGCUCACAAGAACUGUGUGCUCUGGGGCAAUCGGGUGGUGGUUCCAGUACUGGCAAGGGAGGAGGUGCUGGCACGACUCCAUGACGCACAUCCCGACAUUGUGCGCAUGAAAGGUCUUGCACGCAGCUACGUGUGGUGGCCGGGCAUAGAUGCUCAGGUGGAGGAGGUGGUGAAGAGUUGUUCUGCAUGCCAGAUGUCACGACAUAACCCUCCGAGAGCACCUGUGCAUCCCUGGGAGUGGAGCUCAGGGAAGUGGUCCCGACUUCAUGUCGACUUCGCUGGCCCAUUCCAGGGGAAGGUCUUCCUUAUUGUGGUGGACUCACAUUCAAAGUGGUUGGAGGUGGUGUCGAUGAGUUCCAUGUCAUCUGCUGCAGUGAUCAUCACACUGCACCAGCUGCUGGCAACCCACGGCUUGCUUGAUGUAAUUGUGUCGGACAACGGCACAGCUUUUACCUCGGCGGAAUUCAAGGGAUUCAUGGAAAGAAACGGCAUCAGGCAUGUAACGGUGGCGCCCUACCACCCCUCAUCCAAUGGGCAAGCGGAACGUAUGGUGCAAACAACGAAGGAGGCAUUAGGAAGAAUUCGCCGCCUCACCACGGCCCUUGAUCGCCUUCACCCAGAUUUUGGGGCAGAAAUGCAAGAAAAACAAGAAAAGGCUGCAAGUAAAAGUCAAGGUACGUUGCGGCAGUUCACGGAAAGAGAGGCUGUACAUAUGCGACACUAUGGAGGAGGCCCAAAAUGGGUACUGGGAGCAGUCGUGGAGGCUACAGGACCACUGUCGUACAGAGUACAAACAGCAGAUAGCCAAGUGCACAGACACCAUGUGGACCAGCUCAGGGGACGGAUGUCCCCAGCUCCUGAUGCAGCACCUGUUGCUGCCAGUGGUGUACUGGUACGGCCCUUGGAAUACUACCCCACAAGCUUGCCAGUGUCAGACCUCACGCAGGUUGAGGCUACUCAAGAAAAGACUCAGCCCAUGCCGCAGGCGCCCCCCAGUUCUCCAGCUGUGGCUGAUUUCCCAGUUCUCCCUGCUCAACCCCAAUGGCCAACCCGCCAGCGAGUUCUUCCUCGGCGCUUUCAGGACUAA
Molecule: messenger RNA, 3351 nt
Organism: Anguilla anguilla (European eel)
Lineage: Eukaryota; Metazoa; Chordata; Actinopteri; Anguilliformes; Anguillidae
Biological process (GO): DNA integration
Molecular function (GO): nucleic acid binding
Source: RefSeq, a predicted model, not a curated record